CAGAUGGAAAAAUCCAAAAACUUUCGCAUCGAUGCGCUUUUGGCCGUCGAUCGGCCGAAAGUGCAGACAUCACCGCUAGCAUUAGUGACCUCUCUGUCCUCCUCCUCUAUUUCAUCGUCGGGAAGCGUUAACGGUUCUGAUCUUAACACCAGUACAGAGUCUUUGCGGACUGAGAGUCCUUCUCCUCCGAGGAUUUCGUCUUGCGGGUUGAUUCCAAAGCCUGGCUUUCUAAACUCAUCACACCCGAGCAUGGUGGGACUUCAUCCGCAGAGCACUGCAAUUCCCCCGCAGGCGCUGUAUGGGCACCCGAUGUAUACCUACUCUGCAGCGGCGCUGGGUCAGCAUCCAGCCUUGUCCUACUCAUAUCCACACGCCUCCCACCACCAUCACCCGAACGACCACCUCAAACUCACUGCAGGCACGUUUCAACUCGACCACUGGCUUCGAGUGUCCACAGCGGGUAUGAUGCUUCCCAAAAUGCCCGACUUUAACUCCCAGGCACAGUCUAAUUUGUUAGGAAAGUGCAGAAGACCGAGAACUGCGUUCACAAGCCAACAGCUGCUGGAGUUGGAGCAUCAAUUCAAACUGAAUAAAUACCUGUCUCGACCCAAACGAUUUGAAGUGGCUACUUCUUUGAUGCUGACAGAAACACAGGUAAAAAUAUGGUUCCAGAACAGACGUAUGAAAUGGAAGCGCAGUAAGAAGGCCAAGGAACAGGCAGCGCAGGAUGCCGAGAAGCAGAAAAGCUCUAAGGGCUGUAAGGACAAAUCCGACGGACUCGAGCAAACGGAUUAUCAAAAGGGUGACACUAAAAGCAACAGAAUAAGAGACUUCAGGGACAGUGACGAUGAGGAAGGGGACAAUUUCCUCUACAACUCGUCAGAUUGCUCGUCGGAUGAUGAGAGAACCCAGGCCAGCGACGUCAGCCCACAACCGUGAGAGCCCACUGAGAAGGCCAUAGGAGUUUUAACUCUUAGUCUUUUCACUGGGGACAGUAAAAUUGCAUGUUUAAACAAGCUACAAACGCCAACUAGAAUUUACUGCGAUACUCUGGAAAAAGAUUUUUUUAAAGUGUCAUGUGGCGUCCAUCAACUGUGGUAGAAGUAUGGUUUGUGCACUUUGCAGAAC
Messenger RNA from Clupea harengus (Atlantic herring), 1128 nucleotides. It is a transcript of the gene mnx1, whose product is annotated as motor neuron and pancreas homeobox 1. Gene Ontology annotation, biological process: spinal cord motor neuron cell fate specification; central nervous system development; neuron projection morphogenesis. Gene Ontology annotation, cellular component: nucleus. Lineage: Eukaryota; Metazoa; Chordata; Actinopteri; Clupeiformes; Clupeidae. Gene Ontology annotation, molecular function: sequence-specific double-stranded DNA binding; DNA-binding transcription factor activity, RNA polymerase II-specific. The record is from RefSeq and is a predicted model, not a curated record.